CGUCAUUCUGGCGCGGCAGCUGACCAGGAAGGUUCAAGGCAACCAAACGCCAACCUUCUGCACUGGUGGUUGUAGAAAACUUAUGCUGCGCAUGCUUCUUCGCAAGACAAGAAACAGAAGCGGCUGGCAGAUGGCCGCAUCGCCUGACUGAUCUCACGUUACCUUGAAAGGUGUGAUAGUGCCGCUUCUGCACCUUGCCUACCCUUAUCAGCUUCUUCUGCUUUGUCUUGUCAACAGAUCCCCCACCACGUCCACCUCGUCCACCUCGUCCGCACAACUCUGAGUGAAGCGCCUCUAAUUAGCGUUUUCCCUCACAAUCUGUGACUCCAUCUUGCUAACCCAUGAUACCCGGCACUCUCGGCGACUUCAUUCUUUGAAACCGAGGCGAAAAGAUGCCUCCGAAGCUGUUUUCAAAGAUGCCCACCACACAGGGGCGGUCAUUCUACGAAGAGCUUCGAGGGCACGACUCUGAAGGAUAUGACGGGGGAUCGCGAGCUGGACUUCUUGACGAAGAAAAUCUCAAUCACAACUUCCAGGACUAUGAUCUGGAUCAUGUGGAGGGCCUCACCGUUGAUGAUAGUCGUGCGACGCUAGCAGGUUUACGAAAGACACCGGCGUCGAAAGUCCCACCGGGGCACCAAAAUGACCGGUCGAUGUGGCUCGCGCACGACGACGAUGCCGACAACGAUGUUCCGCCCUCGCUCCUGGUCGAACCUCGAGGCGCUCACCCAGCAGGAAAGCCCAAAAGAAAGCAGAGUCGACAAGCUGCCUAUACCAUGCCCGGCUCAUCCAGCGCGCGAGCAAAAUGGAAAACAACUCAAGCCCACCAACCCCUCCACAACGAUGAGCCAUUCACACAGAGUCACCGGGGUAACGGCGCCCCGGGCUCUCUGUUCUCUGGGAGCGCAUCACUCGAUGCGAAGAAGAUGGCGGAAUGGAGAUGGGCAAAUGUCCAGAACCUCGACAAGUUUAUCAAAGAGGUCUACGAUUAUUACAGGGGAUGUGGUAUCAAGGCGAUAAUAACCGAACGGGUGCUGCAUCUUGGGAACGUGGCUUUCAUAGCUGUCCUCUUGACCUUCCUCACGCAAUGUGUUGACUACAGUCUUGUCCGCGGAAGCCAGAAGCUCUCGCAGAUCAUCGUUCCACAGUGCACUAGAAAGAUGUCGGGGUGGUGGAAUCUUGGCCUCUGGCUCUUUGCAUUCUACUUCAUAUGGAAGGCAAUCCAGUAUAUCUUGGACCUUCACCGGCUAUUUCAUGUCCGUGACUUUUACACACAUUUGCUUAACAUCCCGGACCACGACAUGCAGACUAUCACCUGGCAAGAAGUGGUGGCACGCGUAAUGGCUCUACGAAACCAGAACUCACAGACGGCAACCACCUUGACCCCGUUGCAAAGACAUUUCAUUGGCAGCCAGUCCAAAGAAAGGCUAGAUGCGUCCGACAUUGCGAAUCGCAUCAUGAGACGUGAAAACUAUCUCAUUGCCCUGUUCAACAAGGACAUUUUGGACCUCACUAUUCCGCUGCCGUUCCUGCGAAAUCGGCAGUACUUCUCUCGUACUCUGGAGUGGACUUUGAUGUUCAGUGUUCUCGACAUGGUGUUUGACGAGAAGGGCCAGGUCAACCAGAAAUUCCUGCGAGCCGACCGCAGAGGGGAGAUAAGCGAGAAACUGCGCUCACGGUUCCAGUUUGCUGGCAUCAUGAUUCUAAUGUUAUCGCCUUUCGUGUCGCUCUAUCUUGUCAUCUAUUACUUUUUGAUGUACUAUCAUGAAAUCCAAAAGAACCCGUCUGUAUUGUCAUCUCGGUCGUAUACACCCCUUGCCGAGUGGAAAUUUCGCGAGUUCAACGAGCUACCACACCUUUUCCAAAAGCGUCUGGACAUGUCGAAAGCUUUUGCAACGCAUUAUAUGGAUCAGUUCCCAAAGGUUAAGACCGAGAUGGUAGCCAAAUCCGUCGCAUUUGUCUCGGGAGCGUUGGCAACCGUGUUGGCCAUUGCAUCUGUUUUCGAUCCUGAACUUUUCCUCGGCUUCGAGAUCACACCGGAUCGCACCGUGCUCUUCUACACGGCCAUUUUUGGUAGUAUCUGGGCGGUUGCCCACGGCAUGCAGUCUCAGGACGAUGCAGUCUUCGACCCGGAAUAUGCCAUGCGCAACGUGAUCGAGUACACACACUACGAACCCGACCACUGGAAGGAUAGACUGCACAGUUAUGACAUUAAGCUUGAGUUUGCUGAGCUAUACAAACCCAAGAUCGUUAUCUUUCUGGAGGAGAUUUUGGGCAUCCUGACAACGCCGUUUGUCCUUUUUUUCAGCCUUCCCAAGUGCAGCGACCAGAUUAUCGACUUUUUCCGGGAGUUCACGCUUCACAUUGACGGACUAGGCUAUGUGUGCACCUUUGCCGAAUUCGAUUUCAAGAAGGCCAUGGCGAACGCAAAGAAGCCGAGUGAUGGUGGUGACGUACGCGACGAGUACUACUCGGCCAAACAUGGGAAGAUGGAAGCAUCGUACUACGGGUUCAUCGGGAAUUAUGGCAACUUUGCUCUCAACCCAAAGGGCGCCCCAGGAUCACAUCUCCCACCGGGAAUGCGGAAUCAAUUUCACCCUCCGCCAGCCUGGCCUGGUCUGAACUCGCCGCCUCUUGGUGCUGACAUGCAGACUUCCCGGAUGGGUCGUAGUGAGUUUCGAUCAAUGAGCAGGGCUCCCGGCCAAGGUCUGCGCCCUGGGCCAAGUAUGGUGGCUCCUUCUCCCAUGGCGUCGAUUCUCCUGGAUCCGCAUCACUUGCCGCCAUCGCACCUUGUGAACCCGGGCCGGGCCUCGCAUCCACACCGAGUUCAGCAAAACAGACGCCCCGAUGAAAGCAACAUCAUCGAGGAGUCUCUGGAAGAUGAAGAACGAGGUAGGGAGGGUGUCAAUCGUCACGACGAUGAAGAGGUGUACGGCCAUGAAGAUGGCAUGGAUGAAUCGGCCUGGCAGACAUCACCGGCCAGAACCUUGAGCAGGGACAACAGCGCAAUCGAGGGUAGUGGGACUGCGGAGGCGGGAGUUGUGGACAUGAUUUAUCAAUUCAACCAGGCCCAGUUCACUCGGAACGGCGUUUGAUGAAUGCGGUUUUUCUUCUACGACAAUGAUACGAAGAGAGCCCUAAGAGGCUCUGAGGAGGCGUUCGGGUAUCAUGAGUUAUGGCAAUAAAUUCUUGAGUGUUAGCUUAUAUUGCAUUGCAUGGGAGUGGAUUGGGAGGCACGAGCGGCGUUGGGGACUUUUUUUAAGCAUUAUUAUCACAUCGAUUUCAUUUUGGAUAACAUAGACUUGUACCAGAGGAACAGUAUAGACAGAACGGUCUGGCUGCUAGCGAGUUCAGUAAACGACAAAGCACACAUUUUAUGACAUAAAUACCUGCAUUAAAAGUCCUAACCAUGGCGAAACAUAGUUGACGGAGAAUCUGAGACUACCAGGAGAAUCACGAGGGGA
Messenger RNA from Podospora pseudopauciseta, 3464 nucleotides. RefSeq names its product autophagy protein atg9 (gene ATG9). Gene Ontology annotation, cellular component: phagophore assembly site; autophagosome. Gene Ontology annotation, biological process: autophagy of mitochondrion; nucleophagy; protein localization to phagophore assembly site. The coding region runs from base 393 to 3095 and encodes 900 amino acids. The transcript is spliced from 3 exons. The record is from RefSeq and is a predicted model, not a curated record. Lineage: Eukaryota; Fungi; Ascomycota; Sordariomycetes; Sordariales; Podosporaceae.